CACAUUGUGUCAUUACCAACACUGCACAGCAUGCAGGAACUCAUGUUGUGCAGGACACCUACAAAGCUGGUGCAGCUAAUCAUGACCGACGGAAGUAAAACCGUGUGCUGCCAUUAAGUUUCACUUUAUUGUCGUGUUUUGCAUGUGACACUUCACAGUUACAACAUGAGCACUGAUUAUCCCAAAAGUCAGGUCUUAGAGGUUUCGUUGCCCGUGUUAUGGGAGCUGCUUCGUCCAUGCUGUUGUGGCUAAUGAUGACCUUAUCUUGUCUAAUGACACACCUCUUCAUUCCCUUACUGCCACUCUUCUUCUCCACCAAUCACAUCCUUUGGCUUCAGAAUGAGGAGGAUUUGAGGAUGAAGACCCCUAUUUAUCAGCUCAACACUUCCCACUCAAACAGCGAUAACGUUCAGCUCUUGCACCUCUGAUUGGUUAGAAGGUUCUAUUUUUUUGGGGGUCUUUUCCAGCAUUGCACAUCAUCUGUGUUGAAAAGCGCAUCAGGGAAUAUAAGAGGAGGAUUCUUCUGUUUGCUGUUUGAAGUGGAGAUGCUCGGCUCUCAGGUGCAGGUACUUCUGGUGGCUUUGUCUUCCUCUGUGCUGCUGGUGCAGGUCAGCGGUGCUCCACGCAGAGACAUGCAGACAGAAAUACUGAGAACAGACUUCGCAAACGACAAGGAUCUCGCUCACUUGCUCUUGCUGAAGUUUGUGUCUGAACUGAUGGCAGCGAGAGUAGACCAGAUGCUCCCCGGGCUGGAGGAGGAGGAAGAGGUGGGAGUCAGGGAGGAGGUGAUGCGCCGACACCUUCCCCUCUCCCAAAGGGAGCGCAAGGCAGGCUGCCGCAACUUCUUCUGGAAGACGUUCACCUCGUGUUAACACACGACGGGAGCCUUUCAAGCUGGAGUAUUUUUUUUGUUUUUAACUGCACUUUACUCCAUGUUUGCCCACUUUGUCGUAACUGCGUCAUUUACUGCAAGAUGCCAAAUAUACGGUUGUUUUUGGUAAUUGUAAACAAUAAUAAGAUUGUAUAUUUUAAGAUUGGUGACUAAAAUACUACUAAAAUAAUACUUUUUCAAGUUACAUGAUUUUUUUCUCUUUGUAUGUGUUAAAGUGGUAUUCCCGAGAUUUAUUAUUGCAUUUGAAUGAAGUUUGGAGAUUUACAAGAAACAAUUUCAACAAGAAUCAUCAAAGUGGAAGCAGCACAGA
Messenger RNA from Seriola aureovittata, 1202 nucleotides. It is a transcript of the gene sst5, whose product is annotated as somatostatin 5. Gene Ontology annotation, biological process: regulation of cell migration. Gene Ontology annotation, molecular function: hormone activity. Gene Ontology annotation, cellular component: extracellular region. Bases 546 to 872 code for a protein of 108 amino acids. The record is from RefSeq and is a predicted model, not a curated record. Lineage: Eukaryota; Metazoa; Chordata; Actinopteri; Carangiformes; Carangidae. The transcript is spliced from 2 exons.